Drosophila grimshawi is the source of this 1485-nucleotide messenger RNA. RefSeq names its product retinoid-inducible serine carboxypeptidase. The record is from RefSeq and is a predicted model, not a curated record. Gene Ontology annotation, molecular function: serine-type carboxypeptidase activity. Gene Ontology annotation, biological process: proteolysis. The transcript is spliced from 4 exons. The coding region runs from base 91 to 1431 and encodes 446 amino acids. NCBI's taxonomy places the organism in Eukaryota, Metazoa, Arthropoda, Insecta, Diptera, Drosophilidae.
GGUCGCAACACCUUCAAGUGUACGGUCUACUUGGAGUCUACCUUCGGGAGUUUUUUUUCUAUAUAGUUUGUGGCAACUAGAGUGCAGAGAAUGAGUCGACUUUUAAUCAGCUUUGCGCUGCUGACUUUUGUGGCAUUUUGCGGCUUUGCCGCUGUGAAUGCACGCACUGGUUACGGACCCGGGGAACAGGAUUGGGGCUUUGUGGAUGUGCGGAAGGGUGCUCAUAUGUUCUACUGGCUCUACUAUACAACUGCCAAUGUGUCCAGCUAUGUGGAUCGUCCGUUGGCCAUUUGGUUGCAGGGUGGACCGGGUGCCUCCUCCACAGGAUAUGGUAAUUUCGAGGAGUUGGGUCCUUUGACACUGGAAGGCAAAUACCGCGAAUGGACUUGGGUGAAGGACAUGAAUGUUAUAUUCAUUGACAAUCCCGUGGGCUCGGGCUUCAGCUAUGUGGAUAGCUCGUCCGAAUACACAACGACCAAUAAGCAAAUCGCCUUGGAUCUCGUUGAGUUCAUGAAGGGAUUCUAUGCAAAUCAUCCCGAAUUCAAAACAGUUCCUCUGCACAUAUUCUGUGAGAGUUAUGGCGGUAAAAUGGCGCCCGAGUUUGCCCUGGAACUGUACUAUGCCAUCGAACGCAAUGAGAUUAAGAGUAAUUUCGCAUCGGUGGGUUUGGGUGAUCCGUGGACCUCACCCAUAGACUCAGUGAUGGCCUGGGCACCAUACCUGCUGCAACUGGGCAUUGUGGAUCAGAGUGGACACGAUAAGAUCGAGGCAUCGGCACUGAAGACCAAGAAAUAUGUCGAUCAAGGCAAAUGGACACAGGCCACAUUGCAAUGGAGCUCCACACAAUCGGUGGUGCUGCGCGAAUCGAAGGGUGUCGAUUUCUACAAUGUGGAGACACCCACACGAGGUGAUCAGUACCUGAGGCGAUUGCUCCAAAUGAGCCCGGAGGAGAGCAUGUAUCGCACCCUGGUCCAGUUUGACAUCGAUGAGAAUCGUGACAAAAUGCUGGAGGAGCUGAUGCGGGGACCAGUUACAAAGGCUCUCAAUAUUACGACGGGCGUCAAGUGGGGCGCCCAAAGUAGCGCCACCUUCAACAAGCUGAUGGGUGACUUUAUGAAGCCAGCUGUUCACAUUGUUGAGGAGUUGUUGAACAAAACCACGGUUGAAGUGGGCGUCUUUUCGGGUGGUUUGGAUUUGAUUUGUGCCACACCCGGUGCCGUUAAUUGGAUUGCCGAUAUGCAGUGGGUCGAUAAGAAAAGCUAUUUGGAUACUCCUCGCAGGGGUAUCAAUGUGGAUGGCGUAUUGGAGGGUUACCAAAAGACAGCCGGCAAUUUCAGCAUGUUUUGGGUGAAUCGAGCUGGUCACAUGGUUCCCGCCGAUAAUCCCGCUGCCAUGUCGCAUAUCCUGCGACAGUAUACCAAUUUCGGUUAGAGAAAUUAAUGAAAAGUGUUUUUCAAAAUGAAUAAAAAUAAAUGCGUCAUUUUA